Molecule: messenger RNA, 2366 nt
Organism: Nelumbo nucifera (sacred lotus)
Lineage: Eukaryota; Viridiplantae; Streptophyta; Magnoliopsida; Proteales; Nelumbonaceae
Source: RefSeq, a predicted model, not a curated record
UCUAAUUGCUAUUGACGCGUUAGUCGAACGCGCAUCUUAUCGCGUGGUGAUGGCAUAAUUACUUUGACCACCGGAAGAACACGGAUUCACUUCACAACAGGUGUUUCUAUCUGCUUCCGACCGACAGACGGAGAUAUUGUCGUCUCGUCGUCAGUCCACCGUUCCCGACUCUCUCUCUCUCAAAAUGAAACUCUCGUUCUCUCUACCUUCGAAGCAAUCUGGGAAACCAACUCAGAAGCCAUCGGAGAAUUUCAACGACGGAGACAGGAGAGACGAUACCGGGAUCACCAAGCUCGAAUAUGUUACGGAGUUCGAUGCUUCAAAAGCCCUAACUGGCAAAUCAGAAAAGCUCGUAAUCCCUCCAAAGCAGAACGAAUGGAGACCCACCAAGAAGAUGAAAAACCUCGAUCUUCCGUUUCAAUCUUCCACCGCCGCCGACCCUGACAUCCGCUUCGAGCUAGAGGCUCCCUCCACUGUUGGUAUUCCCGAUUCCGGUAUGUCUUAUGGCCUGAAUCUCAGACUGAACAAGGAGGGCGACGCCGAUGCUGUUGGCAACGGCGUUGGGGAUAAGGCUGAUAAUGAUGCUGUCGAGGCACCUAGUCGACCUUUGUCCUCUGAGAAUCUGCUUUUGCAAAAGUUCAAGGAGGAUAUGAAGAGGCUGCCUGAUGAUCGGGGGUUUGAUGAGUUCACUACUAUUCCUGUUGAGGGUUUUGGUGCUGCUUUACUUGCUGGUUAUGGAUGGGUUGAAGGAAGAGGGAUUGGAAGAAACGCCAAGGAAGAUGUGAAGAUCGUGCAGUAUGAGAGGAGAACUGCCAAGGAAGGACUUGGGUUUAAGCCGGAGAUGCAUGAUAAGAAGCAGGAAGGGCGUAAUUCGGGGCUUGACCACGCUGCGACAACUAGGCCAGAUAGGCAUGAGAAGGUUGCGUCUAAGGAGGAUAGGGAUGACGUAUCGGUCGGUAUGGUUGUUAGGGUUGUCGGUGGUAGGCAUAUGGGUCUGAAGGGGAAGGUCGUGGAGAAAUUGGGUUCUGCAAGUUCUGACUUGUCAAAGAUAGUUUUGAAGCUGUUGGAUGGAAGAGAGGAGGUCACUAUCAAGGUUAAUGAAGUUGCAGAGUUGGGUUCAGCGGAAGAAAAGAAGUGCUUGAAGAAGUUGGCGGAGUUGAAGAUUCAAGAAUCCAGGGAUGACAGAAGCAGCAGGGAUGAGAGAAGAGCUACUUCAGGUAGCCAUGGUUAUGACAGAGAAAAGAGGGAUGGUAGUAAGGACUAUAGGAGGAAGGAUAAGAGACAGAGAGAAGAGGGAAGGAGAGGUGAUGAAAUGAAAAUUGACAAUGGAACAACAUCUCGAUCAAGUAGCCGCAGGGAAGAAGAAACGGGAGCACGAGUUUCUUGGUUGGUGAGUCAUAUCCGGGUUAGAAUAAUUAGCAAAGAUUUCAAAGGUGGGAAGCUCUACUUGAAAAAGGGGAAGGUCGUGGAUGUUGUAGGACCAACAACAUGUGAUAUAUCCAUGGAUGAGAGCAGGGAACUUAUCCAGUGUGUGGAUCAGGAAAUUUUGGAGACCGCACUUCCAAAGCGUGGGGGUCCAGUUCUGGUUCUGUAUGGGAAACACAAGGGUGUCUUUGGAAACCUAGUGGAGAGAGACAUGGAGAGUGAAACCGGUGUCAUCCGAGAUGCUGAUACUCAUGCACUACUCAAUGUGCGCCUGGAGCAGAUUGCAGAAUACAUUGGGGAUCCAAGUCUCCUUGGGUAUUGAUUCUGUUAUUAGCACUGGAUUGAAGCUCUGAAACCACACCUGUUUAAUGGGGCUGCAUUUUAGUGAUAGCUUCGUCCUUGAGGAUGAGGUGAGGAAGCUGUUGCCUUAGUACUGAGCAGCCUCCCGUGUUGCAUCCUCUGGAGGCAGUCCUUGCCAUUCGACUAAAGCAUCUUGUACCAGUUGCUGAUGCUGUUUGAUCUAGCGAUAACCCCGGAUAUGCUUUGGUUGCAAAAUGGUGUGUCGAUCUUCAUCAAAUUCUGGUAGAGUUGGGCAAUGCUAGUUGAAGUACCCACAUGUUUUUUCAAUUUUGAUUCAUGAAAAACAGGGUGGAGACGACAGUAUUGGGGUAGAGAUAAUCUGUAUGCAACUGCUCCAACCCGUUCAGUGAUGGGAAAUGGUCCAUAGUAUCUUGGAGAUAACUUAUGCCAGCUUUUUCGCCCUAGUGAAGCUUGCCGAUAAGGAAGAAGCUUCAAACAAACCAAAUCACCUAUGUUGUAUUCAACCUGACGGUGAUAUUUAUCAUAUUGGGCCUUCAUUUGUUGUUGAGCCCAUGUCAAAUUUAUUUUGAGAUCCUUGAGAAUGUUAUCUCUAUCUAAUAGGUGAUUGUCAACUGCCGUUA